UCAAUUUAAACCAAUCUCUGCAAAUUCCUUGAACUUUAAUCUUCCGUUCCGUACCACUCAAUCUCAUCCAGUUGAUUAAUAAUUAAUCCAUAAUUUUCCUCUACUUAAUCCCUCAUUAAAACUAAACCAAACUCUUAUAAAACCUCGUUCUCUCACAUGACACAUCACAACUCAAAACUCCCGUCUUUUUAUAACCAACAAAUGCAACUGAAUUCUUGAACCCGACCCGAACUCCAAUGGAUCGGAACCAACCACAAGGCGAGUCUCCGACCAGAGACUCCAAAUCCUCAACUGUUCUCUCAAUAGAGUGCCUCAAAGGCAGCUCCAAGGCCGAGGAAUGGACCCGCGACAUGCUCCAGACCGGCGAUAUCGUCGAAGAGAUCCGAAUUGGAGGAGGCGGGUCGGGGCUCGGAACCAGAUCGUCGCGUUCGUACACGUCGCCGUUUAAGAACGGGAAGAGCGGAGUCCAGAAGAUUCUGCACAGCUCUUUUAAAGGUAAAGAGACUUCGAUUCUGGUGAAAGUGAGGCGCGGCAGCGACGAGUUCACUGAGUUACAAGCGUGUAUUGUGCCGGAGUCGGGCGGGAAGAAGAACCAGUACAUGUUGAGGUCCAUUGACGAUCCGAAUUACGCUGUCGGGUUCUGUGAUCGGACCGAGGCUGACUGCUUCGAGUUGCAAGCUUCAAGGGGCACCAGGGUUGUAAGUGCAUUAUCUAGGGCUCGGCUUCAAGAUGGAUAUGUCUCAUAUCCUUGGGAUAGGAGAAAGCAGGAGGUGCUUUCAGUUCCCAAUUCAAGCUGCUUUCUCUCUAUGCUCCUCCUUCCAAAGGCCUCAGAUGCAGUGGCUUCUCGGUACAAUGACGUGGAAGACACUCUUGCUCGGGCGAAUGCCUGGCUAAAUGCAUCUCAGGCCUCUGGUGUCCCCAUUGUAUUUAUGAAUAUCCAAACUGAGUCUCUGCUUACCAAGAUCUCUGGAGAGACAGCCUCCUCCACUGUGAAUGCUGGGUCACUGUCUGAUUUAUCAAAUCUUGCAAAUGCAAGCCUGUAUGGUUUUGAGGAUUACCAUGGGGUUGACCUUGGUGUUGUUAGAGCUGUCCGGCUCUGGUAUGCUCCUCUUGGAGGAGAGUUUGCAAUUGAGAUCAAAUUAAAAGAAGAAGAUUCAAAGCUUGGAUUUGCCAUUAGUCGUACCGAAGAGGGAUUUAUCUAUAUUUCAUCAGUCAUCGAUGAUGAUGAGAAUGCACCCUCCACAAGGUCAGGACUCAGCAUUCUCUACAAAGAAGCAACCAAUUCAUCUAGGCUACUAGUGGUCUCGCGAGUAUCAAACCAGAAGGUUCUUCCCUGGAUGGUUUCAUCAAAAGGAGCGAUUAGAUGUUUCGACACUGUUUCCCUUAGCCAGAAGCUGUCAUUGCACCGGCACGCCAAAGUCCCUAUACUCAUUCAUGUCUUCUUAUGGGACCAAUCUUUAGUUUCCACAUCAGGGAGCCCUUUCAGGUUAAGAACUACAUCCACACCUGCAAUGCCAUUGCCUCCCGAAGUUCGACUGGCACGCCAACCUAACGACAACCAAAUUCAGCCUGUGUCACCUGAGGUUUUACAUAAUCCUGUGUCACCUGAAGCUUUAGAUGACCAUAACUAUGGUGGAUUAAGUUCCGGGCAGGAGCUUAUAAUUGAUAGAGAUACAGCUGGGGAUGCCUCCUUCAGAUUCCAUGAUUUUGCACUUCCAAACAACUGGGUUUGAUAUCUCAUUUCUGAUUUAUGUCCGUAUCCUAGUUCUCUGUUUGGUUGUUGUACAAAUGUAUCAGUAGGCAUUGCUUAAUUUGCUUUUGUAUUGGGCCAAUCAAUCAUUCUAUAGUCUUAUAUACUAAUUUUAGAAUAAGGGGGUGUUUAUAUCAUAUAAUGUUUUAUUAUAGGGGGAUAUUAUAUUAAUAAAAUGAAAAAUCACCUUGAAGAUUAA
Molecule: messenger RNA, 1949 nt
Organism: Pistacia vera
Lineage: Eukaryota; Viridiplantae; Streptophyta; Magnoliopsida; Sapindales; Anacardiaceae
Exons: 4
Coding region: 237-1733 (498 amino acids)
Source: RefSeq, a predicted model, not a curated record